Gossypium arboreum is the source of this 2535-nucleotide messenger RNA. RefSeq lists its product as uncharacterized. NCBI's taxonomy places the organism in Eukaryota, Viridiplantae, Streptophyta, Magnoliopsida, Malvales, Malvaceae. The record is from RefSeq and is a predicted model, not a curated record. Bases 1 to 2535 code for a protein of 844 amino acids. The transcript is spliced from 5 exons.
AUGGAGGACCAAUAUAAAUGGUUGGUGGAGAAGUUCAGGGCGUUGGAAAGUGUUGAUAAUUACUGCGGAAUGGAUGCCAGAGAGUUGAGUCUAGUCCCAGAUUUGGACAGUUUGGCUGGGGCUGCGGCCAAAUGGUACAAUCAGUUGAGUCGUACCCAAGUUAAGUCAUGGAAGGACCUAGCUCAGGCCUUCAUGAAGCAGUACGGCCAUAUAACAGAUAUAGCACCGGACCGGAUCACACUCCAGAAUAUGAAGAAGAAGCCAAGCGAAAGCUUCCGGCAGUAUGCUCAGAGAUGGAGAGAGGUCGCUACACAGGUCCAACCACCGUUGCUAGAAAAAGAAACAACCAUGCUCUUCAUCAAUACAUUGAAGGCGCCUUUCAUUACUCAUAUUGGCUCCUUUCCACUUAGAGCCGUUGCAUGCCCCCAUACCCUAAGUGGUGCGAUCACGAAUGCUCGGUCUGAAUACCACGCAGGAUUACGGGCACUCGAUGAAAAGCUGGUAAACGCGAUAAUUGAGAAUGUGGGGAGGAAAGUCAAGCUGAAUAUCGCGGAGGUGAGAACCCCAUUGAAGCUAGUUUGGAAUGAGAUGCAGAAGAGAGGUUUAGUCCCGCAAGGGUUGGGAGAUAAAAUCCAAGAUACACGGAACUACUGUGAGUUCCAUCAUGAGAAAGAUCACGAGAUCCAGAAUUGUAUUGAGUUCAGAGCCUUAGUACAGAGUCUAAUGGAUAAUAAGGAAUUGGAGUUCUUUGAGUCUGUCGAAGAGGAGGAUGUAUGCUCUUUAGGAGGAGAGUCGAGUGAAGAAGGUGGCAGAGCCAGUCGUCCAGUGAUAAUUAUUUCGAAGCCCAGAGUUAGUGAAGUAGAAGUAAGAGUUACACCAAGAGUUAUAAUCCAGAAGCCAACAGCUUCCCCUUAUAAAGAUAGCCAUAGGGUGCCUUGGAAUUAUAACUGUAGUAUAACAGUUUCAGAGAAGGAGGGUUCGAUUAACACGUCAAACAUAGAAGUCGAACCAGCAAAAGGGAAACUCGUCAUGUUUAAGAAAGAAGCAGAGGGAUCAGAAUCACAGGUUAAUGAGCCAGUAAUGGAAACUGAAGCCAAGGAGUUUUUGAAGUUCCUAAGACACAGCGAGUAUAGUGUCGUAGAACAACUACACCAACGACCGGAUCGUAUAUCGGUAUUGGCUCUGCUGUUAAAUUCGGAGGUCCACCGUAAAGCAUUGAUGAAAGUGUUGAACGAGACCUAUGUUGCGGAUGACAUUUCGGUUAACAAAUUAGACCGUCUCGUCGGUAACAUAAGCGCUGACAAUUUCAUCUCCUUCAGCGAUGAUGAGAUACCACCAGGGGGUAGGGGGUCUACUAAGGCUUUACAUGUCACUACACGUUGCAAGGGGAAUACGCUACCCGGAGUAUUAGUUGAUAAUGGGUCCGCAUUGAGCGUGUUACUGGGGGCUACAUUAAACCGUUUACACAGAGACGCUUCUCAUAUGAAGACGUGUCAGAACAUAGUAAGAGCAUUUGAUGGCACAGAAAGGAAAGUAAUGGGGAGGAUAGAAGUACCUCUUCAGAUUGGCCCAAACACAUACGAGGUAGAUUUCCUCGUGAUGGAUAUUAAGCCUUCCUAUAACUGUCUAUUAGGAAGACCUUGGAUUCAUUCAGCUGGGGCAGUGCCAUCCUCGCUGCACCAGAAGCUAAAGAUGGUUACUGAGGGUCGGCUAAUAACAAUAAAUGCGGAGGACAUUAUUGCGUCAAUUACCAGUGAUGCACCCUACAUAGAGAAUGACAACGAAGCAGUUGAAUGUUCAUUUCGAUCAUUAGAGUUUGUAAACGCAAUGUUUAUAGCUGAAGGAAAUAGGAUUCCGAUACCUAGGAUAUCAGGAGCUACGAAAAUGAACCUGCAGUUGACAGUUGGGAAAGGGGCGUUACCUGGCAGAGGACUCGGGAAGCACCUCCGUGGACAGGUUAGAGUACCAGUCUUGGUUGGCAAGUGGGAUCGCUUCGGUUUGGGAUUCAGGCCAGAUGCAAGCCAAGUGAAGAAAGAGUUCGAGAGGAAACAGGAACAGCGGAGAGCGAGAUUGAGUGGGACAGAAGUCAGGUGGGAACCGAUGAGCUUCCCCCAUAUUUCCCAAACAUUUGUAUCUGGAGGGUUUAUUCAUUCUGCACAUGAGAGGAUAAAAGAAGGAAGGGUCGGAGAUGUGAUGGGAAUUUGGAGCGUCAACGCCACAUUUGAAGAGGAAGCAAUAGAAAGGAAUUUAUCGGGCAUUUGCCCGUAUGAGCCUGGGAGUGUUUUGAAUAAUUGGACUGUAGAAGAAAUUCCUAUCCUGCCACACAAAGAGACUACUGAGAUUGUGGCCCUGGAAGAGGGGAAGGAAGUUAAAAUUGGCACUUGCGUUAAUGAGAAAACAAGACAGAACCUCAUUGAGCUGUUGCAAGAAUUCAAGGACGUCUUUGCAUGGUCAUACCAGGAUAUGCCUGGUUUAAGUACUGAUAUCACAGUGCACCGUGUCCCUACAAAAAAGGAGUACAAGCCAGUUCAGUAG